Messenger RNA from Pogoniulus pusillus (Red-fronted tinkerbird), 2407 nucleotides. RefSeq names its product regulatory factor X5 (gene RFX5). The record is from RefSeq and is a predicted model, not a curated record. Gene Ontology annotation, molecular function: DNA-binding transcription factor activity, RNA polymerase II-specific; RNA polymerase II cis-regulatory region sequence-specific DNA binding. The transcript has 7 exons. NCBI's taxonomy places the organism in Eukaryota, Metazoa, Chordata, Aves, Piciformes, Lybiidae. Gene Ontology annotation, biological process: regulation of transcription by RNA polymerase II. The coding region runs from base 231 to 2303 and encodes 690 amino acids.
UCUUAGCCUCCCAAACUGGGCUUCAUUUCCUGGGGUUGAUUCGUUUGCAGCCCGAGGGACCGAAGGGUUGAGUGCUGCCAUGCUCGGUCCCACGCUCGGUGCUGGCCAGCAGCUUGCUGCCUGGGUUGGGUGCAGAAUGGACCCAGGCCACCUCUUUCCGUGACCCCCUGGCUGUGGUGCUCCACCUCACUGCUCUCCCUGGGGCCGAGGUGCAGCUCUGGGCUGGGGUCAUGGCUGCAGCAGGAAGAGUGCUGAGCCGUGGGGGCAGGCAGCCUUUGGCUCUCUGUGCUCUGGAGUCCUCAUCUUGGCAUUGCUGUUGGCACCAGGCUGCACCUGUGGGCUUGGAGGGUCCCUGGGCAGUGGCCGUGGCUGGGAGCUGGGUGGGCUGGGGAGUGCCUCCUGUCCUGCUCUGCACUGACUCCUCUUGUCUCUGUCCCUCGCAGCAAAUCUGUGCAGAACAAGGUCGACUCCAUCCUGAUGUCCAGAAGUUCUCAGACAAUGACAAGCUCUACCUCUACCUCCAGCUGCCAUCAGGACCAAGCCUGGGGGAGAAGAGCAGCAGCCUGGACCUGAGCUCCCUGAGCACGGCCGAGUACAUGCAUGCCUGCAACUGGAUCCGGAACCACCUGGAGGAGCACACAGACACCUGCCUGCCCAAGCAGGACGUCUAUGACGCCUACAAGCGAUACUGCGACAACCUCUGCUGCCGCCCGCUGAGCGCCGCCAACUUCGGCAAGAUCAUCAGGGAGAUCUUCCCAAACAUCAAGGCCCGGAGGCUGGGGGGCCGAGGGCAGUCCAAAUACUGCUACAGUGGGAUACGGAGGAAGACAGUGGUCAGCCUGCCACCCCUGCCCAGCCUGGACCUCAAAGUGACCGAGGCUCAGUCGGAGCUGACGGAGCUGGUGCAGUCCUACAGCAGCGAGGUGAUGGAGGCAGCCUGCGCCCUGACCUGCCACUGGGCGGAGAAGAUCCUCAAGCGCUCCUUCAACAACAUCGUGGAGGUGGCUCAGUUCCUCAUCCAGCAGCACAUCAUCAGCUCCCGCUCGGCCCACGCUGACCUGGUCAUGGCCAUGGUGGUCUCAGAGAGCACCGAGAAGAUCCAUCGUGAGGGUCGGGCACCGUCAGCCGCCAAGAAGAACGGCCUGGAGACCCCUGAGAGUGGUGACAGGAGCCAGGGCCAGGUGAGACCCCACCAGGGCCAGGUGGGGACCCCCGGGAGCCCUCCUCAGCCUUCGGGGACCAGCUCCACCACAACAUCCUCUGCCGGCACCUCCCUCUGCCUGCAGACCAAGAAGGAGAGCGGCCCCAAGCUCCCCGUCCCACCUCGUCCCGAGAAGAAGAAGCCCCCGGAGCCCCCCAAGGCUGCCAGCAGCCCCCAAGUGAACGCCCUGGUCGCCCGCCUGCCCCUGCUCCUGCCCCGCAUCCCGCCGGUGGAGCGGCCCGCGGCGCCCGCUGCCGCCACCAUCCGCUCCUCCCCUCCUGUCCUGGCACCCAAAAUCACGGCUACGCCUCUUGGGGGCACGGUCAAGGUGGCCCUGCCGCUGCCAGUGGGCACAGCAUCCCCCUCCGUGCCCCUCGGGCUGGCCCCUGGGGCUAACGGGCCAGCAGGGCUCCUGAGCCAGCAAGCGGCCGUGCCCGUCCUCAACGUGCUGCUGCCCGGCGUCAGCGUCCCUGGCACGGCCGAGAGCCCUGCCAACCCCCGCAGCGCAGGGGGCGGCGGUGAGGGUCCCAGUCCGCAGGACUUGCAGCGCCCCAAGGGCACCAAGCGGCCCCCGGAGCCGCCCGGCGACCUGGCUGGCAGCCUGCAGAAGCGCCGCCGCGGGCGGCCGCGGAAGAGGCCAGAGGAAGGGGGCACAGCAGCCCCGGGGGAGCUCUGCCGCGGGGCGGCGGCCGACGGCGCUGGCUCUGCCGCCGCUGGCAGUGCCACCAGCCCCCUCGGGGACAGUGCAGCCGGGAAGUGCCUGCCCACCCACGUCAGCGUCAUCCAGGACGGCAGGGUCAGUGCCAAAGCCAGCCGUGAGCUGGCACUAGAGAAGCUGUCGGAGGCACAGCGGAGCCUGGGCGAGGCCAGGUCCACUCUGGGUGACACUGCAGGUGUGCCUCGGGACGGAGGGGACCCUUCCACUGCCCCCCAUGAUGGACAGACACAGGCAGGAACCUGUCCUGCUGCUGCCACCUCCCACCGCUCGGACAUGUCUCCCUGUGCCCCCACUUCCCCCCACGCUCCCACAUCCCCCCAUGCCCCCACGUCCCAGGGGGCUUCGCCAGGGCAGGUGGGACUCUGUGCCCAACCUGGCACAUAAAGGCCAUGCCCUGACAUCCCCCCCGCCCCCGCCCCGUCCCCUCUGCCCCCCGAGCCCUGCCCCUUUCCCUGCCAUUACAAUUAAACAGGCUCUGUCUGUCUGUC